AUGAUCAAGUAUGCCUUCAUUAUAAUAAUAAUAUGUCACAUUCACGAAACAUACGAAACUUCAAAUCCAAAAUCGUACAACCAUACCCACAGGAUAGUCGGCGGAGAAAUAACAUCAAUCGAAAAAUAUCCAUAUAUUGUUUCUCUCCAAAAAUCUGGAUAUCAUUUUUGUGGUGGAUCAAUUGUGAAUCAUCGAUGGAUACUGACAGCCGCACAUUGUGUCCAACCUUUAACUUUUUUCUGGAUGUGUUCAUUUAAGAUAAUCGCAGGAGUCAGUAACUGCCAAAAGUAUAAAAAUAGGAAAGAAGUUCAGAUACUGAAGAGUAAGAAUUGUUAUAUCCACCCUAACUAUCAAAGUUUGUCGAAUAAAUUGACAAAUGAUUUAGCGUUAGUUUCAACGCAAGAUUCGCUCUAUUUCAACCAUGUAGUCCAGCCAGCAAAGUUGGCACAUAGUAGUAACUCAUCUCUGGAUAUUGGCGAAUUAUUUGACGAAUGUACAGCUAUUGGAUGGGGUCAAAUCUGGGUGGAUCCAGAACAUGAAUCGAAUAUUCGUCAACAUAAUCCAUUACGAUCUGUGCAACUAGGAGUACUUUCUCAUAAAGACUGUAGACGAAAAUGGGUUGAUAUUGGAAUAAGCAAAUCAGAUAUAUGCUUGGCUGCCAACCGAAACCAAACCAUCUACUAUGGUGAUUCCGGGAGUCCUUUACUUUGUAACGAUGAGCAAUAUGGAGUUGCAUCUUAUCUUUUAAGAGAAAAACUUGAACUUCGUAAUGUAGUCUAUAUGCGUGUAGAUAAAUAUAAAUAUUGGAUUAUUCAUACCAUGAAAUCAAAUGCUACAACAUGCAAUGAGAAAGCAUACUUCCAUUUGUUGUUCGUACUAUAUUUUUUACAUUUUUUAUUAUUUACUUAA
This is a messenger RNA of Ctenocephalides felis (cat flea), 909 nucleotides long. Its product is annotated as chymotrypsin-1-like. Gene Ontology annotation, biological process: proteolysis. Gene Ontology annotation, molecular function: serine-type endopeptidase activity. Bases 1 to 909 code for a protein of 302 amino acids. Lineage: Eukaryota; Metazoa; Arthropoda; Insecta; Siphonaptera; Pulicidae. The transcript has a single exon. The record is from RefSeq and is a predicted model, not a curated record.